Messenger RNA from Fusarium sp. VM40, 966 nucleotides. The record is from the annotation of a GenBank genome assembly. Lineage: Eukaryota; Fungi; Ascomycota; Sordariomycetes; Hypocreales; Nectriaceae.
AUGGAUCAAGUAACACCUACACAGAUGAUCAAACAUCACUGGCCGGAUGAAGUGAUUUCUCGGUUCCCGAAAGCUAUUGUUUUGACCGUAGCCCGAUUUUAUAAGCCACAUAUCGAUGGGAUUACUAAUGAUCGUCAUCGAGCCUGGACACGCAACAAAAUCACUCGAGUUGUCAACAAGUAUAAUGAACUACUGAUGGGCCCUGUGCCCGAUACUUGCAAGUCAUAUACUUACAAGUUCUUGACCGAGAAUGCCGAUACAUGGAUUCCCAAAUCCCGUUCGAUCACAGACCAUCCCUUUAUGCCACAGAUACGCGAUUCCAAAACGGCGUCUUUUCCAAAGUGGCUGGUCAUUAGUACUCUAUGGCCUCGCUUUAAGCUGAUGGCACCUCUUGUACCCAUGAUGUCUGUUUGGUGGGGAGUCAGUUUCCCUCCUACUGGACUCUUCUACCCUCCUGCCAGCUACUACAGUGUAGAGAGGUAUGAGCGACUGUUCGAGGGUGACCAAAUGGAGAACACCCAGAGCAAGGACGAUUUGUUCAUAGCUCAUACGCAGCAAAAAUCUGAAGUCGAAGUCGAGCCUGGAACCCCUUCUCUGGAGAAGACGAACGACGCUCCUUCUUCCCAACCAGCAUCUCGGAAUGAAACUACUGGUUACUCGGCUAUGGCUCCCGAGUUGAUCACUGAGACCUUCGAGCCCAUUAUCGAAGAUUCAGCUUCGUUGACUGAUACAAAUAGCUCCAACAGCGUUGUGGAUGCCGAACCCAUGGAUACGCCACAGAAUCAGAACUCGCCGGAACCCCAAGCUGUUGUCUACUACGAUCAGCUCGUGAGAGAUCUUGAGAAGCAGCUGGAUGAAGCAAAGGCCAACCAGCAGCACGCUCAAAGAAUAGCCUGGCACAAAGGUCAAGCUGAGCAUCACAUGCAGCAGUGCGAAUACCAUACCCGCAAAUUGACGAGGAUGUAG